UGAUGCAGGACAGGCUGUCCGCUGUCAUCCUGAAUUGGCAAUGCACAAUAUUGACACAUAAAUGGCUCCGGGCAGUGGACAGGCUUGUCCUGUCGACCUUCGCAGUCAUGAUGGGCAAGAUAAUCUUUUACGAGGGCAGGAAUUUCGAGGGCCGUCACUAUGAGUGCAGCGGUGACUGUGCCGACAUGCACUCACACUUCUCCCGCUGCAACUCCAUCCGCGUGGACAGCGGCUGCUGGAUGGCCUACGAGAAGCCAAACUUCUCCGGUUACCAGUACAUGCUGACCCGGGGCAAGUACCCCGACCACCACCGCUGGUCUGGCUUCAACGACUGCAUCCGUUCCUGCAGAAUGAUUCCUGCUUACAGCGGGAACUACAGGAUGAAGAUCUUCGAGAGGUCGGACUUCGGGGGGAAGAUGAUGGAGCUGAGUGACGACUGCCCGAACCUGCAGGACCGCUUCCGCCUGCGGGAUGUGUCCUCCUGCAGCGUCAUGGAGGGCUACUGGAUCCUGCACGAGCACCCCAACUACCGCGGUCGCCAGUACUUCCUGCGCCCCGGAGAGUACAACAAGCACAGCGACUGGGGCAGCCUCAGCACCUCCAUCGGCUCUGUGCGCCGUGUCACAGAGCUCAAAUAAACCCAGUAGAGCUGCUGCGGAGCAGCCUGACACCAGCUCACACCGACAACAUCCAGGGAGAUGUUGACAUCAAGGGAGAGAGACACCUGGAUGAGGCUGGCUGAACACAGGCCAGGUUGUCCUGGUGUAGCUGUAAUAAAGGCCUAGAGGCAGGAGUCAGCUUUAUGGAGGCGCGCACACACACACACAGAGAGAGAGAGAGAAGCCUAACAGACCUGUGUUUAGUAGGACAGUAGUAUAUGCACUAACAGACCUGUGUAUAGUAGGACAGUAGCAGUCACUAAUGCAGUAUUGCAGCUUCACAGCGGCAACAAACAGGUGCAAUUUCUAACUGAGGAUCCUGCGUUCAUGUUUGUAGUGUUUUAACAAAACUCA
Molecule: messenger RNA, 1013 nt
Organism: Osmerus eperlanus (European smelt)
Lineage: Eukaryota; Metazoa; Chordata; Actinopteri; Osmeriformes; Osmeridae
Product: gamma-crystallin S-1-like
Exons: 4
Coding region: 3-638 (211 amino acids)
Biological process (GO): lens development in camera-type eye; visual perception
Molecular function (GO): structural constituent of eye lens
Source: RefSeq, a predicted model, not a curated record